Messenger RNA from Caretta caretta (loggerhead turtle), 2069 nucleotides. The record is from RefSeq and is a predicted model, not a curated record. Lineage: Eukaryota; Metazoa; Chordata; Testudines; Cheloniidae.
GGGACCGGAGCUGUCUCCUCCCCACCCUGCCUGGCCAGAGUCUCAGUCAGGGAGCCCUGGCAGCUGGCACAGCUGCUCCAGAGAACCCAGGCGUCCGGCGGGGCACCCACACUCGGCUCUCUCCAAGGCCACGGCAGGCAGCGAUCCCCGGGGAGGAGAAGGGCCAUGGGGCGUCUGUCCGGGAGCUGGGACCCCCCCGCAUGGGGCGGCCCCUGGAAAGGGCUGCUGCUGGCAGCCUCCGUCCUGGGCUCCUGCCUCCAGCCGGCGCCGGCCCAGACCCCGGUGACCAUCGUCCUCACCCCGCCGAGCCCCGCGGUGGGAGGGGGCGUCAGCCUGGCCCCCCAGAAUCCGCCACAGGACUUGCGGACCUGCAGCUGGUUCCGAUCAGCGACCGCGGAUGAAAACACCCGGAUCCUCACCUACUACCCAGGAACACCCCCUGUCCAGACCCCCGGCCCGGCCCACACGGGGCGGGAGACAGCGGGGCCGGACUGCGCCCUGCACAUCGCGGGGUUAAGGCUCAAUGACACCGGGAGCUACAUGGUGCAGAUUCAGAGCCCGACUAGCCCUGGCCUCGCCACGGUGCAUCUGCCCGUCUCUGAAAUGCUGCCCAAGCCCAUGGUGACGCCAAACCAAACCCAGGUGCUGGAGAACGGGAACUUCACCCUCACGUGUAACAGCUCCCCCCACACCGACACCCUGCUCUGGCUCCGGGACGGGGCGUCCCUCGCGCCCAGUGACCGGCUGGGGCUGUCCCCUGACAACCGGACCCUCACGGUGUCGGGUGUCACCCGGGGCGAUGCCGGCGCCUACCAGUGCGAGGUCAGGAACCCCAUCAGCACCGAACGCAGCGAGCCCAGCAACGUGACGGUGGCCUACGGGCCAGACUCUGCCAGGAUAGACCCGCCAGGACCCAUCGACCUGACCCUCGGGUCCCUUCUCACCCUGUCGUGCGUCGCCGACUCCGUCCCAGCCCCGAGCUAUUGCUGGGUCCUCAAUGGCACCGACACUAACGAGAACGGGACCAGCUUGACCUUAAACCCCACGACCUUAGAUCACCAGGGCACGUACGAGUGCCAGGCUCACAACCCAAUUACCAACCGCACUGCCCGGGCGUCUGUCGCCGUGCGGUUUGUGGACUCAAAUUCACCCCCAGGCCUGUCACCCGGAGCCAUCGCUGGGAUCGUCAUCGGGUCGCUGGCCGGGGCGGCGUUGAUCGGGGGGCUGCUCUACUUCCUGCUCUGCAAAACUGGAGGGGGGCCCAAGCAGCGCCCGUCCGUCGGAGGCCAGGCCGCGCCCGCCCACAACCAGGGUGUCGGUGACAACAAACCUACCUUGGGUGAUGAGAACAUUCAAUAUUCUACUCUAGCCUUCACCGCAGGAGACCAGAAGCCGCCACCCGGGUCCCAGCCCCGCCCGGAGAGCGGCACCGUCUACUCGGAAAUCAGAAAGAAAUGACUGUGAUUUGCUUGGGACUCUCGGGAAUUACUGCACCCCCCACACCCCUCCCGCCCCCACCCAGGGGAGCAUCUGCCGUACCCCCCCCAUGCAGGACUUGCUGGGGGGCAGCUCCAGUCCCACCUACACCCUCCCCCCCAUGCAGGGUCACUGCCCACUGGGCACAAUGAGUGUGGUCCCCUCCCCGGGUGAGGGCCAUCAGGACUCCUGAGGGGCUCUGGGAGGGGAGGGGGGUCGAGUGGUUACAGCAGGGGGCUGGGAGCCAGGACUCCUGGGUUCACCUCUGCUUUGCACAGGGGUCGGGGCUGGAGGGGGUGUGCUAUGCAGAGGGGGAUGGUCGGUGUGUGGGGCUGAAGGAUAACAGGUGACACCCCCACCCCAGGCCGCGCUGUCGGUGCUGGCUGGCACAGGGUGUGGAUCUGGGCAGCCCCGGGCAGGGGUGAGGCAGUGAGUCACCCCAUAGCAUCUCAGCCCACAGCUCUGUGCCCCCCAGCUCCACCCCCAGCUCUCCGCAUGCCCCUCCCCAAGCCUGCUGCUGUCGGACAGCCUCCGAGGUGCAGGGCGGUUGUGUUGCUCGGGGGGGGGGGUGUGAUGAUUGUGCGGGGUGGGGG